CGACGAGGAUGGCUCGAUCGGUGAAGACGGCAGUGAUCGGAGCCGGGCCUGGUGGUUUGGUCGCCGCCAGGGAGCUCCGCCGCCAGGGUCACGAGGUCACCGUCUUCGAGAAGUCCACCAGCGUCGGCGGCACCUGGGUCUACGACCCCACCACCGACUCCGAUCGGGUGGCCGUCCAUGGGAGUCUAUACCGCUCGCUACGCACCAAUCUCCCUCGCCAGCUGAUGGGUUUCCUCGAUUACCCGUUUCCUGGGCCAUCGGAGAGCUUCGUCGAUCCCCGGGCGUUCCCGGCGCACGAGGAAGUGCUUGCUUACCUUGAGGGUUUCGCGAGGGAUUUUGGGGUUUUGGAGAUGGUUCGGUUUGGUGCGGAGGUGGUUAGGGUUUGGUUGGAGGGGGACGGCGGCGAGUGGAGCGUGGAGUGGCGGAAUGAGGAUGGAUCGGUGGCGGAGGAGAGGUUUGAGGCGGUGGUGGUCGCCAGCGGGCAUCACUCCGUGCCGAGGAUCCCUGAGAUUCCGGGCAUUGAUAAAUGGCGUGGCAAGCAAAUACACAGCCACAAUUAUCGCAUUCCUGAGCAUUUUAGGGACCAGGUUGUGGUUUUGAUUGGAAUGGGAGCUAGUUCCCGUGAUAUCUCUAGAGAAAUUUCAAAAGUAGCAAAGGAAGUGCAUAUAGCCUCAAGAGCCAAAGAUACUGUAGUUGGAAAGUUAGAUAACCAUGAUAAUAUUUGGCAACACAAAAUGGUAAAAUGUGUCCAUGAAGAUUGUGAGGUGGAAUUUGAUGAUGGUGCAUCACUUCAUGCUGAUUGUAUAUUCUAUUGCACAGGUUACAAAUACCAUUUCCCUUUCCUAGAGACAAUUGAGUUCAUAAGCAUUGAAGACAACCGAGUCGGACCUCUAUAUAAGCAUGUUUUCCCUCCCGCCGUGGCCCCUUGGCUUUCUUUUGUGGGAAUACCUAAUAAGCUGAUUAACCAUAAUGAUACAAUUCUUGGUGAAGCUACCCAAUCUUUGGCAGUCAAAGACUUGAUCAUUUUGUGCUAUUUUGCCCAGGUGAUUUUUAACAUUAUGUUACAGUUACAGUCCAAGUGGAUAGCUCAUGUUUUAUCCAGCAAAGUGGUGUUACCAUCAGAAAAGACCAUGAUGGCAUCAGUUGAAGCGUAUUAUCAGGAAUUAGAGCGUGUAGGGCAACCUAAGCAUCAUACACACUAUCUUCUUCCCAAUGAGAUUGAGUAUCUGAAUUGGCUAACUUCUGAGGUCAGUUUGCCACCAAUGGAGGAAUGGAGGAUACAAAUAUAUCGUGCAGCUAUCGAGAGCCUCAAGUCUCACAAUGACAGGGAGCCAGAAUCCAAUGACAGCCCAUACAAGCAAUCAUACAUAAUGAAUUUAACACAAACCAGGAGCAAGGAUGAUCUAUUUUUUGGAAAGAGGAAGAUGGGUGUUAUUUUGUAUUUUACAAAUUUAUGUGAUGUUCAUAAAUGGGUGCUUUUGUCAAUUGCUACAUUGAAGCUUAUAUUAACACCUUCAAAACAUUGAGUUAACCUGAAAGAAAUAUUUAAAUCAUCAUUGUGAGAAUCAA
Dioscorea cayenensis subsp. rotundata (Guinea yam) is the source of this 1569-nucleotide messenger RNA. Its product is annotated as flavin-containing monooxygenase FMO GS-OX5-like. Lineage: Eukaryota; Viridiplantae; Streptophyta; Magnoliopsida; Dioscoreales; Dioscoreaceae. Gene Ontology annotation, molecular function: NADP binding; N,N-dimethylaniline monooxygenase activity; flavin adenine dinucleotide binding. The record is from RefSeq and is a predicted model, not a curated record. The transcript is spliced from 8 exons. Bases 9 to 1526 code for a protein of 505 amino acids.